CAUAAUCUGCUAAGACAUCAUUGAACUAUAAGAUAUUUUCAGACUAAAACAACAUUUUCUAAAUCUUUCAAGAAAAAUAUUCGUAAACAACUUAUUUCGCUACUUCUCGUUCAAUCCUUUUUUUCCUUUCAUUUUAAACAAUAUUUUAUCACCUCUUCGAAAACAGAAGGGUUAAAGCUGUUGAGCUCCACAUUAACUUUGUAAUCAAAUAAGCAUAAAUUUCAAGUGAGGUUCACAUGAGGUGUUAUGGUGGCUAAUAUCCAACUAGUCUUUUGCUAAAGAGAAUCAUAUCUCUUUCCCCACAUAAACCAUCAUAGGAAUUGUUGUUGUGACAGAUAAUCCUUAUUUUAAUCACCAUGAUAGUACUAUAUCUGAAUAUUAAAUAUGUUGGAAUAUCAAAUAAUAUGAUAACAUGAAUGCAAUUAGAAAACAUUAAUCUGAUGGUAUCUCUGUAGUGGAUAAAGUUUGAUGAAGUGAAGUUAAUGGACAUAUAGUUUUGAAAAAGGGCCAAUCGAAUGUGGUGUUGGAAUCAUUCGUCACAUAACACUGGCGAAAGAAAAGGUUUCAUGGCACUUGUUCUCCCCACUAAACUAUUAAGUGGAAUCUACGAUGUGUGACGUUUAGAAAUGUAUUAACACUCAAAACAAAAUGAUCAUUGGUUGUUUCUACCCAAGAAAGAAAAAAAAAAUAUUUAUCAGAGGUUAUAUUGGAUAAAUUAAUUGUAGGAUAUUUUGUGAUGAAAAAGUCGUUUCAUAUCAAUAAAAUUAUUUGACGAUAAUAUGAUGUUUUUCCCCUGUCUUUCUUCAGAUAUCCGUGAAAAAAAGUACGAAAAAGACUCGAAUGGCAAGGUACCUUCGUCGUGCUCCCGAAAAUCACUGCGCGUGCCUUUCGGGUCACCUAACGUCUACACCUCACUUGGUCGCGGUCCAAGAAAUCGUCCGACCUAAGGUCCCGCACACACUAUUCUUUUUAGUUAUGCACGAUCCUGCAGGUGAAGAGUCUGGUAAUGAUGCAUCAGCCAAUACUACAAGGUUCAUUCUCUUUCAAAGAGAUCGAAAAUCAUAAUUUACAUAAUUGUCUUCAGAUUGACGAUUGGUUUCACAAAUACUUGUACUUUAGUUUCGGGCUAGAAGCAGAUGCUGUCCAGUUCCAUCAAUAAAGCCCAAUUGUUUUUUUCUCUCCAAUUUAAAUUGAGAUAACCAGACAGGGCCCACUAAUUUAUGGGCCUCGUGAGGCCGACUCUCCUUCCCGGCUAACCAGUAACAUCUACCCACUCACUUGAUUGCCACGACCUGUCGUCUCCGUUGCGCGCCACCUGUCCAUCCCUCCCUCUCUCUCUCUCUCUCUCUCUCUCGAGCUGUCUCUCUUACUCUCUCGCGACUCGCGAGAAGGGUCUUUCCGCUGAAUCGUCGCUCGAAACUCGUCCCCAACCUCCACCGGAACGCGAUUUUCCCCACUCUCCGAUCACCGUUUCGCCGAGUUACCGGAGUUUCGAAAGAGCGAGAUAAAGUUAGAGAGGGACGAAGGAGGCGAGAAGUUGCAACCGAAAUGAGGGCCGUCGCGUCGCGGUUGAUCGACUCGAGAGCUUCCCUGUCUAGAUUGUGUGCAAUGGCGGGGUAUGGUGAGCGGAGAUGUUUCUCAACUGAAUCUAAUAAGGUCGACGAGCCUUUCAAGGUCGAGGAAGCAGAAACUGUGAACGUCCCUCCACCGCCUCAAGAAAAGUUGCUGGUGUUAGGUGGAAAUGGUUUCGUUGGCUCUCAUAUUCUCAGGGAGGCUCUAGAUCGGGGCUUAUCUGUUGCUAGCCUUAGCAGAUCUGGGAAGUCAUCAUUGCAUGAUUCAUGGGCUAACAAUGUCACGUGGUAUCAAGGGAAUCUUCUUUCGCCUGAUUCAUUGAAGGAUGCUCUAGAUGGGGUCUCUGCGGUUAUUUCCUGUGUUGGGGGUUUUGGCUCACAUUCAUACAUGUACAAGAUCAAUGGAACUGCAAAUAUCAAUGCUAUUAGAGCUGCUUCGGAAAAAGGCGUGAAAAGAUUUGUUUACAUUUCUGCUGCGGAUUUUGGCCUGGCUAACUACAUACUGCGAGGAUAUUACGAGGGGAAGAGAGCUGCCGAAGCAGAAUUACAGGCGAAGUUUCCAUACGGAGGAAUAAUUCUGAGACCAGGCUUUAUCUACGGGACUCGUGGUGUUGGAAGUCUGAAGCUGCCUCUUGGUGUCAUUGGUUCUCCUAUGGAAAUGGUUCUUCAACGGGCAAAGCCGCUAAACCAACUUCCAGUAAUCGGACCUCUGUUCACACCUCCGGUGGAUGUGAAUGCGGUGGCCAGGGUGGCACUGAGGGCAGCAACUGAUCCGGUUUUCCCACCCGGGAUCAUAGAUGUUGAUGGGAUCCAGCGUUACAGUUGAAGCUGUAGAGCUGCUGGCCGAGGAACCCUUUAUCCCUUACAGGCCAGUAACCAGAGAAUUCCUUAAAUUGUUGGGAGAAAGUUGAGUAAGUUCGUUGAGAAUUAGUAUGGAUACAGUUACCAUUAUGUUCCAUGUUAGAAUCCCUAAAUAGAACCUAAUGAUAAAAUAAAAGUUUACGUCAUUCCUAAAAUAACAAAGAUGAGCAGAAGAAUUAUGUACCGGGGAUGUGGUAAUACUAGGUUUAAUAACUUACCAUGAACCAACUAUACACAAGAAACUUUGUCAAUAAAC
This is a messenger RNA of Linum trigynum, 2688 nucleotides long. NCBI's taxonomy places the organism in Eukaryota, Viridiplantae, Streptophyta, Magnoliopsida, Malpighiales, Linaceae. The record is from the annotation of a GenBank genome assembly.